AGAUGUGAACACAUUUUGGGAAAAGAUUAGCAUGAUUAUCUUGGAUUCUGAACUAGCAAUGGAUAUCAAGUAUUCUUCUGCAGUCCCAGGACUUGCUCAGUAUCUCCAGAGCAUCACCAGGCUCUUCACAUCUAUGUGUUCAGUGACUGCAGAACCUAGAUUUGCGAACCGGAAUUUACUUACUAAAAAUAAUAUACUGAAUCCAUGUUUGUCAGUUGAAUACCUGCUGCAUUCAGACUUUUAUGAAGUACGUUUAUUGGUCUUAGAAACAAUCCUGCUAUGGUUGAAUCAAGUGAAUGCAAAACAUGUGAUGGAAGAAAGAGGAAACAUUCUGUUGAACCUACUGUCUGGCUUGGAGGAAACACUUAUUAAGAUAGCUAUUAAGGAAAAGCAUCCUGAAUGUUUUUGCAAGAUAUUAGAGGCUCUGUAUAAAAUGGACCUCAGAAAUGUGCUUGCGAAGACGGAAGAUGCUGUAAAAAUGAAUCAGAGAGAGUUCUUGCUUUGGAUUAUGAAUAUUGCAAAUACUUCUAGCAGCAUUGAAAUUCAAAGCAUAUCCCUUAAAUUUGCCUCAAAGUUACUCAUAUAUCUUGUACAAAACUGGCAGGAGGACUUGGAGUCAGAGAUAAAACAAUGGCUUGAAUUAAUUAGUUAUUGCUGUGAAGAUGAACAACAAACAGAUCUGAGAUUGGCUGCUGCAGAGAUUCUUGUGAGCACUACACCAUUUUUCCUGACUGAUCAGAAGCUUCUCUUGGGUCUGUCUGACACAUUGUUCCUUUGGAGAUGUGUUGUUCGGCUGUUGCAGAGUGAAGAGCAGAUAGUCAGGGAUACAGUUGCUGGAGUUAUAAGACUAGCUCUGUCUCAAGAAAAUGUAUUUAGGAAAACAGAACUUGAUUUCCAUGUAGUAAAUGCAGCCUUAGCUUUGGAUUUAGCGUUCUCCUUACUUUGUGAACUGCUACAGCUAUGGGGACAGACUGGUGCUGGAGUUUCAGUCUUACUAGAGUGGCUGUUAAAAGAAGAUGACUUGAAAGAUCUAAAGUCUACAAUUGCCAUGGGAAAUGACUACCUGUUUGACAAAGGACAAGCAAACUUUUGGGCUGAGAAGUUAACGGAGGUGCGUCAGCUCAGUAAACAUCUCCUUCUGCUCAUACCAGUGACUCAUGUUAGUCCAUGUGAGCAAAGAAAACUCUAUCAGUUGGCAAGGUUAGCAUCAGAUCAGGCCAAACUUGUGACACAGCUUCUUAAAGAAAUGCCUCCAACUCCAGAAUUUUCCCAGUCUGUAGAAUUUACAAAGUUAGCUAUUCAGAAUGAAAGAAUAUCACUUUGCCUUAAGAUGCUAAAUUUGCUUGAAGUUGGAAAUGGAACUGGCAAAAGUUAGGAAAAACUUGAAAUACAGCUUGUUCAUUGUCAGUUUCCAAAUGUAACUGCUUUGUGAACAUGAGAACGGGUGCAGUUAUUUUUGUGUUAUGCACAUAUAAAGAACUAUAGCUAGAAAAGUUAGAUAUCUCUUGUACAUAAAUCCGUUGAAUCUUCAAAGUAAUAGAAAAGGAUCAUUUCUGUGAAAAGAUGUAAUUUUCAUUCGGGACAAGAAAAAAUGUACAGCUACCGCAGGGAGUGAAACUGUUUAACUCGGUCUGCCCAGAUGCUGGCCACCUGCGAAGCUGAUUUUAUUCUGUAAGUUGUUCUUCCUGUUCUCAUGUGUAGAAAUAUGUCAGUUUGUAUUGCUUCUUUUAAUUGUGUACCACAAUCUAUGCACUAACAAUUGCAUCAGAGUUGUAAAAGAAUCCUAAAAUAAAGCUGAAUGCUAUCAGUAUCAAA
Molecule: messenger RNA, 1815 nt
Organism: Python bivittatus (Burmese python)
Lineage: Eukaryota; Metazoa; Chordata; Lepidosauria; Squamata; Pythonidae
Source: RefSeq, a predicted model, not a curated record